Messenger RNA from Colletotrichum orchidophilum, 717 nucleotides. RefSeq lists its product as uncharacterized. Gene Ontology annotation, biological process: protein modification by small protein conjugation; macroautophagy; protein lipidation. The record is from RefSeq and is a predicted model, not a curated record. Bases 1 to 717 code for a protein of 238 amino acids. The transcript has 3 exons. Gene Ontology annotation, cellular component: intracellular anatomical structure. Lineage: Eukaryota; Fungi; Ascomycota; Sordariomycetes; Glomerellales; Glomerellaceae. Gene Ontology annotation, molecular function: Atg12 transferase activity.
AUGGCAUUCCGGGACUUCCCAUUCCUGACGCCAGAGGAAUUUUCCGAAAUAUGCCAUCACUUCGAUAGCCAGUAUUGUCGUGCCACUUUGGGUCCGAUGCGACGGCGUUGGAAAAUGAGAGUAUGCACGGCGCUUGACACACUAUUCGCCUCGGGCGUUGAAUACACUACAUAUUUGCAAAUUAUCCGGCCGCUCGAAGCUACCUUGGACUGCGGCGAUCUCUCGUCCGUUCUGGACAAUUUCUCAUUUGGCGAAGGUGCCUCGGAUAAAGACAUUCUAGAAUUAGACGACGAGGCCAUGAUUGAUGCUGAGGAGUCUGACGAGGCUGCCCUCUCCAAGUCACACGUUCCUGAUUCCGGUCACGUCGUCUACGAAGUGCAUUUGCAUCCCAUAUACCGGAUGCCGUGCCUGUGGUUCACUUUACAUGGACUGCCGGCCGAAGAGCCUGCAUUUAACCUAGACACCGUCUUUCGAAGACUUGUGCCCGAUCAGUUCAAGGAUGCUCUCCGAAGAACGAGCGGCAUCGGAGGAAUCUCCGGCGAUCACCACCCCCUCACGGGAUUACCGUCAUUCUUCAUCCAUCCAUGCCUGCUCGGGGACGCAAUGUCGGGGUUCAACUGUUCCAAGGAGCAGUACAUGAUGCUGUGGCUCGGCCUGGUUGGCGGAUGCGUGGGGCUCUGGGUGCCCAAAGAGAUGGCCAUGGAAUCAACCGGCUGA